AUGAUGGGAAAGCCCUGUGCCAACGGCACUUCUACUGUAGAAAAUUGCUGGGAAGAGAACGAGAGUAAGAGCAAAGGAAAAUGUAGGGGGAGAGAAGGGAGAAAGAAAGGAGUGGCGAGAAGGGGAGAGGGAGAGAGAGAGGGAGAGGGAGAGAGACUUCAGAAGGAGGGGGAGGGUCUUCAGGGGAUUCGUAUUAGUCAGCAAUUCUUUGCUCCGGGCUGUGAGGCGACGUCCUUUAAUUUGCAAUUGGAUGAUGCCCACAAGGAUGUUCUCCUUAGAAAUGAGAAUUUGGCGGUAUGCAAGACCCCAAGCCAGAAUGAGACAGGAGACAUGAAGUUCCAGAUGGACUUCGAUUCCAGGAAAAAGGGUGAAUUGAACUUCACAUACCUGGAGGAUCCAGUCAUAUCGUAUGUCUUUUCUGGGGGAUCUCAGCAGGAUGAGAGACCCAGGACCAUCGCGUCAGGUGGAAUUCGCAUCCACGUGAUGGGAGAACACCUUCAGUCCGUCUACAAGCCAUCUAUCUGUUUUAAUGGAACGACUUUUUGUGAAGGACACAACCUCGACCUUGGAGUUUCCCUGGAAGAGAUUGAAGUAUGGAUCGGAAAGGAAAAGUGCAAGGUGACCUCUCUGUCUAGGACCCAGUUGAUCUGCUUGCUACCAGACAGGCAACCUAGGGGAGGCUUCGAUGGAAAUCCACCUCUUCUCACU
Darwinula stevensoni is the source of this 708-nucleotide messenger RNA. The record is from the annotation of a GenBank genome assembly. Lineage: Eukaryota; Metazoa; Arthropoda; Ostracoda; Podocopida; Darwinulidae.